Molecule: messenger RNA, 1765 nt
Organism: Stegastes partitus (bicolor damselfish)
Lineage: Eukaryota; Metazoa; Chordata; Actinopteri; Pomacentridae
Product: excitatory amino acid transporter 2-like
Exons: 9
Coding region: 1-1728 (575 amino acids)
Biological process (GO): L-aspartate transmembrane transport; L-glutamate import across plasma membrane
Cellular component (GO): plasma membrane
Molecular function (GO): L-glutamate transmembrane transporter activity; neutral L-amino acid transmembrane transporter activity; glutamate:sodium symporter activity
Source: RefSeq, a predicted model, not a curated record
AUGCAGAAGCAAGUGGAGGUCAGGAUGGACGAGAGCCACCUGGAGCCAAUCGUGGACACUUCUGAGGGCUUUUGCAGCUCUUUCUGUGACAAGAUCAUGAAGAACAUGGUUCUCACUCUCACAAUCCUUGGUGUGUUUCUGGGCUCCAUCGCCGGGAUGCUCCUGCGGCACAUAUCGCCCCUCCCCGCCGACGUUAUAAUGAUCAUUGCCUUCCCCGGGGAGAUCCUAAUGAGGAUGCUGAAGAUGCUUAUUUUGCCGCUCGUCGUUUCCAGCCUGGUCACAGGGCUGGCCGGUUUGGACGCCAAAUCCAGCGGCCGCCUGGGAACCAGGGCCAUGGUCUACUACAUGUCCACGACGGUGAUCGCGGCCGUCCUGGGAGUGAUCCUGGUGCUGCUCAUCCAUCCAGGCAACCCGAAGCUGAGGGCCAACCUGGGACAGGGGAAGAAGAACGACGAGGUGUCCAGCGUGGACGCCUUCUUCGAUCUCAUCCGAAACCUCUUCCCGGAGAACUUGGUGCAGGCCUGUUUCCAGCAGGUAGGAGGAAGCGCUCACCCACCACGACAGAAAAUAAAACACAACCUGAAUCAUACGCCAAACGCUCCAACUGCUUGUUCUCUUCCUCUUUUUUUUUUUCCUGUCAUCCAGAUCCAGACGGUAAUCACCAAGGUACCGGUGCCCACCAACAGAACCAAAGCACCUCCGCAGUUCACCGUCAAGAGGUCGCUUCAGUUCAAGAGUGGGAUGAACGUCCUGGGUUUGAUUGGAUUCUUUGUCGCUUUUGGAGUCAUUAUGGGCAAAAUGGGAGAGAAGGCCAAGCUCAUGUUGGAGUUUUUCAACGUCCUGAAUGAGAUCAUUAUGAAGCUCGUUAGCGCAAUUAUGUGGUACUCUCCUGUCGGUAUCGCCUGCCUCAUCUGCGGAAAGAUCAUCUCCAUCGCCGACUUGGAGAUGGUGGCGCGGCAGCUGGGGAUGUACAUGAUAACGGUGAUAGUGGGCCUCAUCAUCCACGGAGGGAUUUUCCUUCCGCUGAUCUAUUUUGUGAUAGUGAAAGAAAACCCCUUCAAGUUCUUCAUGGGAAUCUUCCAGGCCUGGGUCACGGCGCUCGGAACGGCGUCCAGCGCCGGCACCUUGCCCGUCACAUUCAGAUGCUUAGAGGAGAACCUGGGCAUCGACAAGAGGGUGACGCGCUUCGUGCUCCCGGUGGGCGCCACCAUCAACAUGGACGGCACGGCGCUGUACGAGGCGGUGGCGGCCAUCUUCAUCGCUCAGAUGAACGGCAUCGAGCUCGACUGGGGCCAGAUUGUUACUGUGAGUAUGACAGCCACCUUGGCCAGCGUCGGAGCAGCCAGCAUCCCCAGCGCUGGACUCGUGACCAUGCUCCUGAUCCUCACGGCGGUGGGGCUGCCCACUCAGGACAUCAGCCUCCUGGUGGCUGUCGACUGGCUGCUGGAUCGUUUCCGUACCUCGGUCAACGUGGUGGGAGACUCGUACGGAGCGGGAAUCGUGUACCACCUCUCCAAAGACGAGCUGGACAUGUACGACGCCCAGCAGAGCCGGCUCGACGACUUCGAGAUGGCAAAGACGCAGUCGUUCUUUGAAAAUAACUCCAACCAGAAUGUAUACGCUCACCACAACUCAAUCUUGAUAGACGACUGCAAGGUCACCAUGGGCAAAAAUGGCAACACUGCAGAGUUCUCUCUUGUUGAAGAGGAACCGUGGAAAUGCGGAUAAAGCAGAUGCCGCCGCACCUUACCCUGAGUUUCACCAG